AUGGUGAGCAUCCGAACCAUCCUCGGGGCCGUGCCCUACAUCGUCAGCGUGUCCGCCGCGUCCAUCGCCGCGCGCCAGGGCGCCGCCGCCACGCAGGUCGUCAACCUCGCCUCGCUAGAGAACAUCGCGGUACGCCCCAACGGCCAGAUCCUCGUCACCAACAUGAACAGCCCCAACCUCUACGCCGUCGACCCGGCCGCCAAGUCCUCGUCCACCGCCGUCGUCGUGACGGGCGCCAGCGGCCUCAGCGGCGUCCGCGAGGCCAUCGCCGAGGCCAGCAACCUCAACGGCCUCGCCUCCUUCGAUGACGACUCCGUGCUCGUGGCUGAUGCCGGCAAGGGCAACGUGUACCGCUUCAGCAUGUCCACGGGCGACUACUCGGUCGUCCUCGAGGACCCCACCAUGGCCCCCUCGGGCGCCAUCCCCUUCGGCAUCGACGGCAUCCUCCACGUCAACGGCACCGUCUGGUACACCAACAUCUUCAAGAACAGCUUCCAUAAGAUCGACGUCGACGAGACCGGCAAGGCCACCGGCGCCGUCACCACCCUCUGGUCCAACCUCAUGGGUGACGAUCUCUGCGUCGGCCCUGACGGCAAGAUCUACGUCGCCACCAACAGCCCCAACACCGUCGUGUCCGUUGACGCUACCGCUGGUGCCGGCGCCUCUCCGGCCACCGUUGGCCAGGUCCGUGGUUCGACCGCUUGCGCUUUUGGCCGCGGAGAGAGCGAUGCCAACACUGUCUACGUCACCGGCGCGCAGGGCGUCUUCUCCAUCAACAUCGGCGCGUAA
This is a messenger RNA of Parascedosporium putredinis, 789 nucleotides long. The record is from the annotation of a GenBank genome assembly. Lineage: Eukaryota; Fungi; Ascomycota; Sordariomycetes; Microascales; Microascaceae.